Messenger RNA from Pyricularia grisea, 3879 nucleotides. RefSeq lists its product as uncharacterized. Gene Ontology annotation, molecular function: RNA binding; pseudouridine synthase activity. The coding region runs from base 118 to 1821 and encodes 567 amino acids. NCBI's taxonomy places the organism in Eukaryota, Fungi, Ascomycota, Sordariomycetes, Magnaporthales, Pyriculariaceae. Gene Ontology annotation, biological process: tRNA modification; mRNA pseudouridine synthesis. The transcript is spliced from 3 exons. The record is from RefSeq and is a predicted model, not a curated record. Gene Ontology annotation, cellular component: mitochondrion.
CUCACAACUUCCCUCACCUUGCGAUUCUAUUCCAAUUGCGCCCAUCCAACCCCUCGCUCUGCGCACCUAGUCCUAGUGUGCUUUUCCAGGCUUGAAGGGUCUGGCUUCUGUACUCAUAUGAAAAGAAGUCUGUGGAAGCUCGCCGAUAUGGUUAUACCAUCAGUGACGGGCCUGGAUGGCAUCUUUGCCAUCAACAAGCCAAUGGGCAUGUCCUCGGCUCAGGUCAUCCGAGAUUGUCAAGCUUACUUCCAACCGUCUCGCCUAUUCGCGCCGAUGCUCGCGCGCGAGGCCGAGGAGGCUGCCCGUGACGCCGCCACGCAGGGCAAACAUAACCGCAAGUGGAAGAAGAGAAAGCAGGAACCCCGUGUCAAGAUGGGCCACGGCGGCACUCUGGAUCCCUUGGCCACGGGCGUGCUGAUCCUGGGCGUGGGUCGCGCCACCAAGUCCCUGACCAACUUUCUCGAGUGCACCAAGACCUAUGAGACAGUCGUGGUGUUUGGCGCCGCAACCGACACUUAUGACCGCGUCGGGCGCGUACUGACAAAGAAGUCGUACGACGAGAUCACGAGGGAAAAGGUGGAGAAGCAGCUGGAUGCAUUCAGGGGAAAGUACAGGCAAAUGCCCCCGUUGUACUCGGCGCUCAAGAUGAACGGCAAGCCGCUUUACGAGUAUGCUCGCGAGGGCAAGCCGAUCCCGCGCGAGAUAGAAACGCGAGAAGUCGAGGUUCUCGGUCUGGAUCUUGUGGAGUGGUAUGAGCCGGGCACUCACAACCACCGGUGGCCGACCGAGGAGGCCGGGAUUGCCGAGAAGAGCCUCGCUGAGAAUGUGUGGAGGGUGGAGCACGAGCAAGCGACCGGCAAGAAGCUGACGCCUGAACAGGGUGCCGAGGAGGACCGGGCGUUUGCCGCUCACCAGUCAUUCAAGGAGCAGGCCGAGGAGCGCCAGGACAAGCUCGUUUUCGAGAGGGGCCAGAAGCGCAAGGCCGACGAGAGCAAUGGCAGGCCAAACAAGAAACAGCAGGGUAAGCAGGGGAAGCAGGGUCGCGAACAGCUCAUGUCAGGAGCACUAGGAGAGUUGCCACCGGGAGGCCCAUCUAAGGGACGCGGGUCAGAUUUGGUGCCGCCGGCUCCUAGCGCAGACACACCACCACCAUGGGACGGCAAGGGACCACCUGCGUGCAAGGUCAGGAUGACGGUCACAUCGGGAUUCUACGUGAGGAGUUUUGCACAUGAGCUUGGCGAGAAGGUUGGGUCGGCCGCAUUGAUGGCUGAACUCGUCCGCAGCAGACAAGGAGACUUUGCGCUGGCUGGGGACAACUGUCUCGAAUACGACGACCUUGUCAAGGGCGAGAGCGUGUGGGGGCCAAAGUUGGAAAAAGUUCUCCAUCAAUGGUCAUCGACACAUUUACAGGGGGUUGGGCCUCUGAAGAGCAUCUACGCCGAAGAAGCACAGGCUACCGCUGUCGAGAAGGAUCAGUCGGUUACCGCUGCAGAUGAGAAGCCAAGUGCAGCUCCUGCUGAAGAAUCUCAGACCAAGGAAUCUGGUACCGAGGUGGAAGAGACAAAGCCAACGGAUACCAAGGGUGAGACCACCGGAGGCUAUGAAGAAACCCGAACCCACCGCAGGACCGUCUACUGCUUAAGCCUGGCCUGUCUAGGGGACAAAUCCCGGAGGCCGCCUACCAAGGCAAGUUGCGUGCUUACUGUAUCCACAACAAGCUGGGCUUUCUGGUACCAACACCGACGUCGCCUCCGCCGCCGACACCACAUCUGGAUCUUGCACGGAAACACGAUUUGUUUCCACGACUUGGUCCUUUACUGAUUUCUGUUACAUUGUAUUACGUGCAUAGCGAGCGGAGUAAUAAGAGGGAUAUUAAUUUUGCACUAUCCAAAUCAUUAUGUGCAAGUCAAACAACUAUCUAGACUGUUGCUCUAGAUGUCGUCAAUAUCUGUACUCUGGUAUCCAAAUCCGAGUCUGUAGUGAUUACCCAUUCCCUCACAUGCCCCUACCCGCCCUUUCCGUCUUUCCCGUCGUGUGGUAUCAAUUAUAUAGAAACAAAGGAAAAAUAGAACGAUAGACAUUGCCACUUCGUAAAGCCAUUUAUGACUCCUGGAGCAACUGCUUGACCCUCUCUAUUCUACCCACGGCCAGCUCCAACCUCUCCAGCCUCCUCUUCUUCUCGGCGUCUCUCUUCUCCAAUAUGUCCACCCGCUCCUCAAGCCUGGCCCUCGCGCGCCUCUCGGUGGCCACCAUCUGGUUGGCCUCCUCAAACAGCGACGCGCUCAGCUCCUCGACCUCGCGGCUGGCGUCCAGCUCACGCGCCUCGGCCGCGGCCCGCAGCUGCUGCUCCCGAGUCAGGGCGACGAGCAAAUCAUCCAUGGUCUGGUCGCCCGUCACGCGAAGCUGCUGCUCCCUGGACAGCACCAUCAACAAGUCGUCGGUGGUUUUGUCCAUCUUUGACGAGGCCGAUGACCUGUCGCGGGCGGUGGGCGGCGGCAAAGUGGACGUCUUGCCGCCCCACAGGGAGCCUAUACGAUUUCCUCCAGUUGCUGCUGCGGCUGCAGCGGCUUGGUUGCCGGCCGUGGAUGAGUUUUUGAGCUGCCGCCGCAACCGCGCCAGCUCAUCCUCGUAACCGGCCCACUUCUCAACGGCCACGGUGGCUUUUUCGUUGAGAGUUCGCACCUGCAGCCGCAACUCGUCAAUUUGGCGUUGGGCGUCGGCCAGCGACGUGGGGUCGUCGUCGUCACCGCGGGUCGAAGCGGUGGGCGAGGUCGCCGCUGAUGAAGUGGGAGAAUUAUCGAAGCCACAUCUUGGGCAGCUCGAUCUAGAUGAUGAUGAUGAUGAUACUGAUGAGGUUGGUGAAGAUGCUGUCGACAAGGGCGAUGUGGCACCCUGCUGAUCAACAAGUGAUGAUAGCACCUGUCUUGGUGGUGGGGUUUGCUGCCUUGAGUUGGUGUUUGUGGCCUUCUCAAAGAGCUUCUCACGACGCGAGGGGAAUUGCGCCUGGGGUCUGAAUGCUGGUCUCCUGUUGUUGUUCGUAUCUGAGCUUAGCAUCGCCGUGUUGAUAAUAAUAGAACAAGACUGUGCAGUAUAUGCUGGUGCUGACAGUCCCGGUAAUGGGAUAGGUCUCAGACUCGAAAAUGUCUGACUGUUUUCGUGGGUGAUUGAAGGUGUUUAUGUGUUUGUUGUAGUAAUUCGUCGUAGUAAGCAGACCAAAGUUGUUGGCCGACCCUAGUUUCAACCAAGUGACCCUGCUAUUUUUUUAUUUUAUUUUUUUAUUUUCGAUGACAAACGACUGUAUGGGCCUGUGUUGUUGUUUUGUUGUGUUGUUGUCUUGUUUUCUGGCCUUUCUUGUAAAAAAAAAAAAGAACGACUACCUUUGUUUGUUGGUGAUUUCCCCCUGAAUAUUGGAGAGAAAUUCAAUGUUGCUUGAAGCGAUGGUGAAGUGAGUGCAACCGGCUGCUGACUGUAAAAGUGCGAACCCAGUCGUUUUAAUCCAGUCUUUUACAAGUCCCGAAAUGCGAUCCGGAACCUUUUAUUGGAUCACGAGUGUGGCUCUUCAACUCUUAUUUUGGUUAGAGGCGGUUGUAAGAAAAUCCUCCUGACGUCGUGUGGGCUUUGGAUGGAUCAAGGGAUCACCAAGAUGGGAUUUGUGAGAGAAAAAAAUCAGCACAGGGGUCGUGGUUGUUGUCCUGCUGUCCAAGCUACCUUAUUUUUCUUUGCUUCGCCUCGGCUGGCGGAUCGACCUUUUGGCUGGAUGGGACCCGCCUGACAAGGCAGAUUUUAUGCUAUGAUUGGUUUAGUUCCCGUAAUUCGAUGUUACAGUGUUGCUGUCUUGGCCCAGCUUGGAUUGUCUAUUUCGGGAAGUUUUGAAGAUUG